Ochotona curzoniae (black-lipped pika) is the source of this 6523-nucleotide messenger RNA. It is a transcript of the gene PRPF40A, whose product is annotated as pre-mRNA processing factor 40 homolog A. Bases 11 to 2941 code for a protein of 976 amino acids. Gene Ontology annotation, molecular function: protein binding; RNA binding. Lineage: Eukaryota; Metazoa; Chordata; Mammalia; Lagomorpha; Ochotonidae. Gene Ontology annotation, cellular component: U1 snRNP; U2-type prespliceosome. Gene Ontology annotation, biological process: mRNA cis splicing, via spliceosome. The transcript is spliced from 26 exons. The record is from RefSeq and is a predicted model, not a curated record.
UCUUGUUGGUAUGUGUAGCGGCAGUGGCCGCCGGCCGAGCAGUCUGAGCCCGACGAUGAGGCCGGGAACUGGAGCCGAGCGUGGAGGCCUCAUGGUGAGAGAAAUGGAGAACUUGCGUCCCUCGCGGGGUCCGGGGUGCGAGGAGGGACGGUGGUCCGGGUCCCACCUCCGCUGCAGCUCUGAGGUGUCUGCCGACGGCUUCCUCGGGCGACAGGCCUCGAUGGGCCACCCUGGCAUGCAUUAUGCCCCAAUGGGAAUGCACCCUAUGGGUCAGAGAGCAAAUAUGCCUCCUGUACCUCAUGGAAUGAUGCCACAGAUGAUGCCCCCCAUGGGAGGGCCGCCAAUGGGACAAAUGCCUGGAAUGAUGUCUUCAGUAAUGCCUGGCAUGAUGAUGUCCCAUAUGUCACAGGCUUCCAUGCAGCCUGCUUUACCGCCAGGAGUAAAUAGUAUGGAUGUAGCAGCAGGUGCAACAUCUGGCGCAAAAUCAAUGUGGACUGAACAUAAAUCACCUGAUGGAAGGACUUACUACUAUAAUACUGAAACAAAACAGUCUACCUGGGAGAAACCAGAUGAUCUUAAGACACCUGCUGAGCAACUAUUAUCUAAAUGCCCCUGGAAGGAAUACAAAUCUGAUUCUGGAAAGCCUUACUAUUACAAUUCUCAAACAAAGGAAUCCCGCUGGGCCAAACCCAAAGAACUUGAGGAUCUUGAAGGAUACCAGAAUACCAUUGUUGCUGGAGGUCUUAUUACAAAAUCAAACCUGCAUGCAAUGAUCAAAGCUGAAGAAAGCAGUAAGCAAGAAGAGUGCACCACAACAUCAGCAGCCCCGGUUCCUACAACAGAAAUUCCAACUACAAUGAGUACCAUGGCUGCUGCAGAAGCAGCAGCUGCUGUUGUUGCUGCAGCAGCCGCAGCAGCAGCAGCUGCUGCAGCAGCCAAUGCCAAUUCUUCCACUUCUACUUCUAAUACUGUGGGUGGAACUGUUCCAGCUGUUCCUGAGCCUGAAGUUACUUCCAUUGUUGCUACUGUUGUAGAUAAUGAAAGUACUGUAACCAUUUCAACUGAGGAACAAGCACAACUUGCUAGUACCCCUGCUGUUCAGGAUCAGAGUGUUGAAGUAUCCAGUAAUACUGGAGAAGAAACAUCUAAGCAGGAAACUGUAGCUGAUUUUACUCCCAAAAAAGAAGAGGAUGAAAAUCAACCAGCAAAAAAAACAUAUACUUGGAACACAAAAGAGGAGGCGAAGCAAGCAUUUAAAGAAUUAUUGAAAGAAAAGCGGGUACCAUCAAAUGCUUCCUGGGAACAAGCUAUGAAAAUGAUCAUUAAUGAUCCACGAUACAGUGCUUUGGCAAAAUUGAGUGAAAAAAAGCAGGCAUUUAAUGCCUAUAAAGUCCAGACAGAAAAAGAGGAAAAAGAAGAAGCAAGAUCAAAAUACAAAGAGGCUAAGGAGUCCUUUCAGCGUUUCCUUGAAAAUCAUGAUAAAAUGACUUCUACAACCAGAUACAAGAAAGCAGAGCAAAUGUUUGGAGAGAUGGAAGUCUGGAAUGCAAUAUCAGAACGUGACCGUCUUGAAAUUUAUGAAGAUGUUCUGUUUUUUCUUUCAAAGAAGGAAAAGGAACAAGCAAAGCAGUUACGAAAGAGGAACUGGGAAGCCUUAAAAAAUAUACUUGACAACAUGGCUAAUGUAACAUACUCUACAACUUGGUCUGAAGCCCAGCAGUAUUUGAUGGAUAAUCCAACAUUUGCAGAAGAUGAGGAGUUACAGAAUAUGGACAAAGAAGAUGCAUUAAUUUGCUUUGAAGAACACAUUCGGGCUUUAGAAAAGGAAGAAGAAGAAGAAAAGCAGAAGAGUUUACUCAGAGAAAGAAGACGACAGCGCAAAAAUAGAGAAUCUUUUCAGAUAUUUUUAGAUGAAUUGCAUGAACAUGGACAGCUACAUUCUAUGUCAUCCUGGAUGGAAUUAUAUCCAACUAUUAGUUCUGACAUUAGAUUCACCAAUAUGCUUGGUCAGCCUGUUUUUUCAUUAGGAUCAACUGCACUUGAUCUUUUCAAGUUUUAUGUUGAGGAUCUUAAAGCACGUUAUCAUGAUGAAAAAAAGAUAAUAAAAGACAUUCUAAAGGAUAAAGGAUUCGUAGUUGAAGUGAAUACUACUUUUGAAGAUUUUGUGGCAAUAAUUAGUUCAACAAAACGAUCAACUACAUUAGAUGCAGGAAACAUCAAGUUAGCCUUCAAUAGUUUGCUAGAGAAGGCAGAAGCCCGUGAACGUGAAAGAGAAAAGGAGGAGGCCCGGAAGAUGAAACGGAAAGAAUCUGCAUUUAAGAGUAUGUUGAAACAAGCUGCUCCUCCAAUAGAGUUGGAUGCUGUCUGGGAAGAUAUCCGGGAGCGGUUUGUAAAAGAGCCAGCAUUUGAGGACAUAACCCUGGAGUCUGAAAGAAAAAGAAUAUUUAAAGAUUUCAUGCAUGUGCUUGAGCAUGAAUGUCAGCAUCACCAUUCAAAGAACAAGAAACAUUCUAAGAAAUCUAAAAAACAUCAUAGGAAACGUUCCCGCUCUCGAUCCGGGUCAGAUUCAGAUGAUGAUGACAGCCAUUCAAAGAAAAAAAGACAGCGCUCGGAGUCGCGUUCAGCUUCGGAGCAUUCUUCCAGUGCUGAAUCUGAGAGAAGUUACAAGAAGUCAAAAAAGCACAAGAAGAAAAGUAAGAAGAGGAGACAUAAAUCUGACUCCCCAGAAUCAGAUACUGAGCGUGAGAAGGAUAAAAAAGAAAAAGAUCGGGAAAGCGAAAAAGAUAGAACUAGACAAAGAUCAGAAUCAAAACACAAGUCACCUAAGAAAAAGACUGGGAAAGAUUCUGGAAAUUGGGAUACUUCUGGCAGUGAACUGAGCGAAGGGGAAUUAGAAAAGCGCAGAAGAACCCUUUUGGAGCAACUGGAUGAUGAUCAAUAAAUUAUACCAAAUAUAUGUUUACAGUAUGAUUUAAAGUCUAAUUCAGUCCAGGGAUUCUAUUUUAAGUUCAGUUUAAAUAACACUGGGUUUUAAUUAUCACAGAAAAAAAAGUGCAUUUAAGUAUUGUUAUUGUGGACUUUAUAAAAGCAAAAGAACUGAAAAUAACUUCUGAUUCUGUAUCAAGAAUCAUAUUUUCAUACGGUCAUACAGCUGUGUCUGUGACCCUUUUACAGGGCACUGCAGGGUGGAUUAAAGGUGGCAAUUUACUGAGAACUGCAGAUGUCUCUACUUUGUUCUGAAGUCAUGAGGUGAUUUGAUUUACUUUAUAGAAGUUGGAUUUUGAAGACAUAAUGAAAAUUUUUGAUAAUACAGUAGUACAAAAAAAGCACCAGCAACUGAUAAAACUGCUUUUUGUGCAUUACCCAACUGGUUAAAGCCAAUGUGAUCUUUUAUGGUGAGCUGCUAAGAAAUAGGUGUUUUUGAUGGAAACUUGGUUAGACCCUUUAAAACUACAGACUUGUGCUAAUGAGCACAUAUAAUAAAGCCACCAUUAUUUUUUAUGAAACAUCAGACUACAUUUUAAAAAGGCUAUGUGAGGGCAUUAUUUUGAGCUUCUAUUUUGAGGUAAUAUUUUUAAAGUUAACAUCAAAUCAAAUUGUAAAUUAGUUUAAAUAUAUUGCCUUAAGGACCUACUAAAGAAUGUGCCACCAAACUUUAAGUGAUAGUUGCAAUAUCCUUGUCUAAAAAGAAAAUCAAUGUUGACUUAAACAUUCUUUAACAGUUGUCUUGAUUUUUUUUUUUAAACCAAUUUUUUUUCCACUGAGGAAGUCUUUUACCUUCCCUACUCACUGAGAAGUAUUGGCUUGGCUUCAUGGUACACAUUCUAAAGCAUUUCUGAUUUGAAUAUUUUUGUACAUUUUUAUCAAUUAUUAAACCUUCUCUUCUAGUGUGUACUAGUAUUUAUUUCUACUUAAACUGCUUAGCACUAAAGAAAUUGUAUGAUCAUUUUGAGAUACUACGUCCCUGAGAUUGUGCUUCGUCUUACGCACAGUUUCCCUCUUGUAAGAAUGUGACAAAUCCUUACAUUCGAGAUCCUUAGGUUUAUUUUUCACUUGUGAAUUUCCUAUGGAAUAUUUUAGAGAGGCAAUGGUUUAAAGAUAGAAUACUCCUUACAGGCCAACUUUUAAAGUUGGUAAUGUAAUUUAUACUAUUUUCCUUCAGUGCAGGAAUUUUUUUGUUUUUGCUUUUUUGUUUUUAAUAAAUUUUAGUGCAUAGUCUUUGGAAUUAUCUUUGUUAUUUUAAUUUUGUCAUUUUCAGAGACAGUAUUUUCUAUUGGGAUUUAGAACAAGAAGUUUUCCCCUCACCAUCUUUAGUUUGAUAGUGGACCUGAGCAGGAUGGCAAUUUGUUCCUCAAAGGGAAUGUAUCCAAGUGUCCAAUGUUUAAAGGCUGAUGGGGAAAAGUUGUUACUGAACUUGGCUGUCAUUUUUCUCUAUGAAGUAUGACAUGCCUUUGUAGAAAGAAUCAUUACCUUUAAGAAAACGUGAUUGAAUGGUUUGCUUGAGAUUAGCCUUCUGUUGUAUAUUAAAGUCCAAACUUAACAGCUUGGGCAAUAGUGAAUUGCCUCAUCGUAAUUUUCAGAAGUCUUGUUGUAAUGAUAGUUAAGAUUGCUAAUCAUGUCAGACUAAGACAUGGAAGUCAGUGAUCAAGUUUUCAAUAUGCAUAUGAUACUGGGAGAUAUACUAGUAAGAAAAUAGAAUCUGUAAAACAUUGUUUUAAUUAUUUCCAUGAAUGAUUUUAAGUAAAACCUUAAAGUUUUGAUUUUUCUAUUUAAAUAAAAAGUUAUUGAUAUGUUUUAGCAUGUCCUUAAAAUAGAUUUCUGUAUUUCUUAUAAUUUUAUCACAGCCUAAAUCCCAGUUACAAGACAGUAAAUUCAGAUAGCUGGGUUUGAAAAUCAUCUGAUCUGAAAACAAAGGGUCAACAAUUUGCAAAACAAAAUUUAAAUCCUUUCUACAGAAAGAUUAAAUGAAAUGACUGUAACCCUUUGGCUUCCCUUAAUGGUCCAGUCAAUGGAUUUUAGUGGCUGGAAUCUUACCAGGUUGGUAGGAAGAUUUUGUUCCCUAUGAAUACUAUGUACUUAAUAGAUUGUAAGUCUUCAGUUGGGUAAAAGCUGAAAUAGCUUACAAAGUUGAUUAGUGUUGAGCAGAAAUGUUCAGACAGAAAAGCAUGUUUAGUUUCCAGGGGAAUUUAUGUUUCGUAAUGAAUACUCAGGCUGUUUAUCCCACAUCAUCGUUAAUAGUACCUAAUGCAUGAAACUCACUGGUGUUUGAUACUGUCAAAAAAUAGGGAUCUUAGAUAUGAGAUAGCUUACAUUUUCUUUCAGUUCAUAAUUCAUGGGGAAUGGAAUUUGUAUUUACAGUUAGAUAAUUUAGCCAAUCACGUACAAAAAAUGUGUGCUCUCCCUUAGUUGAGUUUAAAUAAUGGAGCCAUUUAAAUAAAAAAGCAAUGGUAAUACCAUGACAGUUUUUUCAACUUAGUGGCUAGCAUUUUGCGAUUACCCAGAGUAGCUUCGUAAUACAGAUUGUUCAUGUUUCUGGACAUAAAGUACGUUUUAUACCUCCCAAUUUGGCAAUCAUCAAGUUAUUUGACUUUGCAUAAGUAGCCCUCACAGUAAAGGAGGAUUAUCCUGAAAUAGAGCAGUUAGUUUAUAACAGAACGGUAAAGCAACUACAAAAACUCCUUGAAUAUCUUCUGUUUCUAGAAAGCAAUUCAAUUAAAAUAGCUUAAUUCAAUUAAAAUUGCAAAUACCAGUUACACUUUUAGGAGCAUUUACCUAGAAUUCUGACUUUCUUGCUAGGGAGCCAUUUUCACUUUUGCCACUGGAAAAGAAUGACUCCUUUAGAAAAAGAAUUUUUAUAAAGGCUGUGGGAGAGAGGACAGUGCUUAAUGAAAUAUUGCACAGGGAAGAGGGUGAUUGAUACCUAUUUUUUAUGUUUCUAGGCCAUUAGGUUACAGAAUCCAAAUGCAAAUUCUAGAACUAAAAUGCUAGCUGUUAAAUCUUAAAGCAGUAUUUCUGAAGAUAAUUGGAGCAAAAUGUAUUUUAUGCCUUUGUGUUUAAAAGAGUGUGAACUCUUCUAUCCAGAUAUGACUGGCCCAAAGUCUGGACCCAUGGCCUUUCCUACACAGAUGCAAGUGACAUCCUCCACUGCUUUCCCCAGGCUCAGUAGCAGGAGCGUAAGUGAGGCAGCUGGGACGUAAAGCAGCACCCAUAUGGGAUGCGUUUAUUGCAGGUGGCAGCUGGGUCAUUGUAUUACCACAAUGUGGCCCCCUAUAAUGUGCUUUUAUCUUAAAUCUGAGACAUUCUGUUUUCCUUGAGGUUUGUUUUUUUUUUUUUUUCUCUGUCUCAGUAUCAGGUUGAUUUUGAUUUAGCCACCUUAGAUUCUCUAUGUAAAGUCACUGACUUGCAUAAAGGAAAAUGUUAUUGUCAUGGAAUUGUUCUAGUAAGCAUAUGAGACUUAUCAUUCUUACCUUCAUUUUUCUUACCUUGUUCUCUUCGUUGGUGUAAAAAGUGGUCAUAGAAGUUC